This is a messenger RNA of Diospyros lotus (date-plum), 1603 nucleotides long. Its product is annotated as uroporphyrinogen decarboxylase 1, chloroplastic. The transcript is spliced from 6 exons. NCBI's taxonomy places the organism in Eukaryota, Viridiplantae, Streptophyta, Magnoliopsida, Ericales, Ebenaceae. Gene Ontology annotation, biological process: porphyrin-containing compound biosynthetic process. Gene Ontology annotation, molecular function: uroporphyrinogen decarboxylase activity. Bases 171 to 1424 code for a protein of 417 amino acids. The record is from RefSeq and is a predicted model, not a curated record.
UUCGGAGAGAAUUCCGAAUCAGUUGACCGAGAGAGAGAGAGAGAGAGAGAGAGAGAGAGAGAUAAGGAGAUAGAAGAAGUGACGGAGAUAAGCGCGAAAGAUCAUCGACCCCUUUCAUACACACUGUCCAUUCAACUCUCUCUCUUCAUUUCCAAAUCCUGUUUCGCCAAAUGAGUUUCUCACCUUCAAGCAGUGUGAAUAGUUGCAAUCUGGGCUGGAAAUCUUCGAGCUUGUUUGUACAAUUGGGGUUUCUUUCCGGUCACCAAAUUCCACAUGGUUUCUCGGCUUCUCUUCGAAAAUUCGAUUCUUACAAGUCUCCUUGGGCUUGCUCGUCAUCCUCUUCCUCUUCAGAUCUGCUGUUAGUGAAAGCUGCAAGAGGUGAACCUGUUCGCAGGCCUCCAGCAUGGAUGAUGCGUCAAGCAGGAAGGUAUAUGGCUGUUUACAGAAAGCUUGCAGAGAAAUACCCAUCAUUCAGAGAGAGGUCAGAGACAACUGAUCUCAUUGUGAAAAUUUCUUUGCAGCCAUGGGAAGCUUUCCGUCCUGACGGUGUUAUUAUUUUCUCCGACAUUCUUACCCCUCUACCUGCUUUUGGUGUGCCAUUUGACAUAGAAGAAGUGAAGGGUCCUGUUAUUCACUCGCCACUUCGUUCUGAGGAGAGCUUGAAAUCAAUGCAUCCAAUUGACUUGGAGAAACUUAAUUUUGUAGGAGAAUCUCUCAGAAUUUUGCGCCAAGAGGUUCAGGGACAGGCAGCAAUUCUUGGUUUUGUGGGAGCUCCCUGGACAAUUGCAACAUAUAUUGUAGAAGGGGGUACAACUCGGACAUAUACCACCAUAAAAAGCAUGUGCCAUACUGCACCACAUGUAUUGAGGUCUAUUCUUUCCCAUUUAACAAAGGCAAUGUCAGACUACAUUGUUUUCCAAGUUGAAUCUGGGGCUGAUUGUAUACAAAUAUUUGAUUCAUGGGGAGGGCAACUACCCCCAAAUAUGUGGGAGCAGUGGUCGAGGCCCUACAUUGAAGAGAUUGUGAGUCUAGUAAGGAAAAAGUGCCCUGGAACCCCACUUGUUCUCUACAUUAAUGGGAACGGGGGCCUUCUUGAGCAGAUGAAAGGAACUGGAGUCGAUGUGAUUGGGCUGGACUGGACGGUGGAUAUGGCUGAUGGAAGAAAGCGUUUGGGCAGUGAAAUAAGUGUACAAGGAAAUGUGGACCCUGCUUAUUUGUUUUCUCCUCUUCCGGCCUUGACUGAUGAAAUUCAAAGGGUUGUGAACUGUGCAGGGCCAAGAGGUCACAUUCUCAAUUUGGGUCAUGGGGUUCUUGUUGGGACACCUGAGGAAGCAGUCGCCCAUUUUUUUGACGUAGCAAGAACCUUGAACUUUGAGGAACUUGCCGAAGAUCAUUUUGUGGAGGAACCUAGAUUGGUAGUUUGAAGACGAUUGUUUUCGUAGAAACAGGCUCCUGUUCUGUUGUAGAAUUAGCCCUUUGUUUUCGCUCUUAACCCAGUACCCAGCUGUGCGUCGACCAUUAUUUUAGCUUGCACAUUGUAGUUUGAGAUACAAUAGACUGCAUUGUUGAGAUGAAUGGAAAAUUUGUUUCUCCUUUCAAUUGA